UGUCCACGUGUGUGUGCGGGUGAUUAUGCACUAGAUCGAUUUCAUACAAAGUGUGAGGUAAACACAGGCCCCAGAAAUUCAUUUCCGACCGCAGCGAUGACGGGAACAGCCGCCGUGCUCCUCACAAUCACGAUUCCCACGAAGGCGGAGGAGGAGCGCCUGAAGAAGGUCUACGUCCAGGUGGUCAACGGAGAGGUAGCCACAGCCACACCCACCGCAACCGUCAGCCGAGCCUCGACGAUCGACAGCCUUUCCACCAUUCGGAUCGGGGAAUCCCCGGAUAUGAAAAGCCACAAGCCCCAGAAUCCCCUGCCAAAGAUCCAAAUCCAGACGUCCCAUGAUCAGCUUCUCGACAUGCCACUGGACACUGUCCAGGAGCAGGUGCUGCGCCAGAUCCUGCAGAAAUUCCACAUACCCAAUGCCGUUUGGCUGCCCAGUCUGGAGGGGAAUGCCUAUCACAUCAGCUUCUCCAUGGACUUCGACGAGCGCUACGAGAAUCUCUACGAGGCUCUGCAGGAAUGGGGCAUCGGCGAUCGGGAGGGAUCCGCUGUGUCCGUGGUCGGCUGCCUGGCCCACAGAUCCUAUGUGCAGCGCGAGGCUUCCGAGGAGCAGGAGGACCGGCCCUCCAGCACCGAGUACAUCAAUGCCCAGAAGCAGGGCAUUUGGAAUCGGUUCAUGAACUCUGUGCGAUCCCGAUUAAAUGUGGCCCAGAUCCUGAGAGAUGUUCGCCAGGAUGCAGCCAUUACCUUCGAUUUUUGCAUUCUACUCGUAUCUGCAGCAGUUCUGGCGAGCUUUGGCCUGGUGGAGAACAGCACGAUUUUUCUGGCCUCCAGCAUGCUCAUUUCCCCACUGAUGGGACCGAUAAUCGCUGCUAUUUUUGGAACUGUGAUUCAGGACCGAUCGCUUCGCCGGCUGGGCAUGCUGAACGAACUGAUCGGCAUUCUGACCGCCACCCUGGUGGGCUUCCUCUUCGGACUGGUCGUCUGCACCACUGACCACAAGUACGGGAUCGGUGAGGGACUCACGGAGGAGAUGCUCUCCCGCUGCGAUCUGCACUCCCUGGUCGUUGGGGUCUUCACGGCCAUUCCUUCGGGAGCGGCGGCUGCCAUAGGAAUCCUGGGUGGCAAUAUCGGUUCGCUGGUGGGCGUGGCCAUAUCCGCCUCUCUGCUGCCGCCGGCAGUUAACUCUGGGCUCCUCUGGGCCGUGGCCUGCAUCUACAAGUUCUUCGAGCACGACGACUCUCUUUACGUGGACGUGAUCAAGUCUCGCCGCUACUCGGACAACCAGGCCAAGGAGCUGGCCGUGCUGGGGGGCAUCAGCAUGUGCCUGACGCUGUCCAACGUCCUGUGCGUCUACCUGAUGGGCAUCCUGGUGCUGAAGGUCAAGGAGAUUGCCCCGGUGAUUGGGCGGAAGAACAGGCAGUUCUGGAAGCACGACAUAAAGCUGGCGCGGCACGGAAAGGUGGAGACGGAGUCCGAGAUUUUGGACGAGCUAAUGGCCAACUUGGCCACGGAGGACCAGCAGGCGCUGGGCUCCCUCAAUCGUCAGUUUCUGCGCCACCUGGAUGAGACGAACUACCAGCACACUUGGUCGCCGCUCAGCAACCGACACAGUUUCUCAAUGCAGCCGCCCGGUGCCGGUUUCUCCACCAUCCACCGCCUGGAGCAGCUGUAUGCGACGAGAAUGGGGAGUGGUGCACCUCCAGUGGAGAGACGACAGCGGCACAGUGUGGUCAGCAGGCCAUCGCAGAGGAGCCACGAAGUCUCCAUCCAGUUGAGUCCGCCACAACCGCGUCCUCGAUUUGCCAGCAUGCCCUCGCAAAUGGGAAAGGACGAGCCGGCGAGGGAAACGAUUGUCCAAGUGGCCAGCUCCAAGCGAUUUACAGUCACGCCGGCUCGCGUGGACGAGCAGCUGCCCUAGAAUAAGAUCCUUUCGUGCUUCCGCUUUCACAGAUUUCGUAUAAAUUUAAAUACUAUAUGUUAUACUCUAGCAGAGGGUAUAGCCAUUCCAAUUCCUUACAAAUCUGUAAUAGUGAACACCCAAAGUGGACUUCAUAACUUAAUUAGGUGUAAAUGUGUAAUGUUGUGCAACAAUUUCCAAUAAUAACUACAAGUCUAUUCCA
Messenger RNA from Drosophila takahashii, 2122 nucleotides. RefSeq lists its product as uncharacterized. Lineage: Eukaryota; Metazoa; Arthropoda; Insecta; Diptera; Drosophilidae. The record is from RefSeq and is a predicted model, not a curated record.